ACAUCGACGAGUGUGCCAAGGGUGACGUGUGCGGGGACGGUGGCACCUGCUCCAACGUGCCGGGCCACUACAAGUGCGAGUGCCACCCGGGCUACCGGCGCAAGGGCUCGCGGCCACCGCUCUGCGAAGACAUCAACGAGUGCCUGGACGCGGGGACGUGCCCCGACUCCAAGUGCGAGAACCACCCGGGGGGCUUCGUGUGCACCCCCUGCCCCCCCGGCUUCCGCGGCCUCAACGGCGCCUGCCUCGGUCAGCACCCCCGGGACCCCCCCCAAACCACUGCGACCCCCCCCAAAAUCCACCUGGGAUCCCCCAAACCCCCCCGGGACGGGGGGACGGGAGCCACCGUCGGGGUACAGGGGCCACUGCGGGGACACGCGGGAGUGGGGACACCGUGGGGACACCACAUCGACGAGUGUGCCAAGGGUGACGUGUGCGGGGACGGUGGCACCUGCUCCAACGUGCCGGGCCACUACAAGUGCGAGUGCCACCCGGGCUACCGGCGCAAGGGCUCGCGGCCACCGCUCUGCGAAGACAUCAACGAGUGCCUGGACGCGGGGACGUGCCCCGACUCCAAGUGCGAGAACCACCCGGGGGGCUUCGUGUGCACCCCCUGCCCCCCCGGCUUCCGCGGCCUCAACGGCGCCUGCCUCGGUCAGCACCCCCGGGACCCCCCCCAAACCACUUCCCCGAUGUCCCCAAUGUCCCCCUGCCACCCCCCAGACAUCAACGAGUGCCUGGACGCGGGGACGUGCCCCGACUCCAAGUGCGAGAACCACCCGGGGGGCUUCGUGUGCACCCCCUGCCCCCCCGGCUUCCGCGGCCUCAACGGCGCCUGCCUCGCCGAGUUCGUGGCGCUCUGUCCCGACGGGAGGGGCUUCAUCCAGGACGACAACGGCCUCGACUACGGGGUCCCCGCCCACCGCG
This is a messenger RNA of Passer montanus (Eurasian tree sparrow), 927 nucleotides long. Its product is annotated as latent-transforming growth factor beta-binding protein 3-like. Gene Ontology annotation, molecular function: calcium ion binding. The annotation marks the transcript as partial. Lineage: Eukaryota; Metazoa; Chordata; Aves; Passeriformes; Passeridae. The record is from RefSeq and is a predicted model, not a curated record. The transcript has 6 exons.